CAACUGCUGUCGCGGUUCGCCAGGGACGAGUUCAGCCUCGAGACCAGGUCCACCAUCGGCGUCGAGUUCGCCACCAAGACUGUCCAGGUCGACGACAAGCUCGUCAAGGCGCAGAUCUGGGACACCGCCGGGCAGGAGAGGUACCGCGCCAUCACGAGCGCGUACUACCGCGGGCCCGCGACGCGGUGGGCGGCGCUGGUGGUGUACGACGUGCCCCGCCGCGUCACCUUCGACAACGCGGAGCGCUGGCUGCGGGACCACACGGACGCCAACAUCGUGGUCAUGCUGGUGGGCAACAAGGCCGACCUGCGCCACCUGCGCGCCGUGUCACCCGAGGACGCCGCGGCCUUCGCCCAGCGCCACGGCACCUUCUCCAUGGAGACGUCGGCGCUGGACGCCACCAACGUAGAGCGCGCCUUCGCCGAGGUGCUCCGCCAGAUCUACCACGUCGUGAGCCGGAACGCGCUCGACAUCGGGGACGACCCCGCCGCGCCGUCCAGAGGCAAGACCAUCGACGUCGACGCCGCCAAGGACGAGAGGUCUCGCCUGUUAGGGAUGAAAACGGGACGGGAAAUUCUCGUACCGUCCCGUUUCGAAUACUGUUUUUUUCUGACCGUUUUCCAAUUGUUCGGUAACCGAUUAGAAACGGUACGAAAACGAUUUAGCUAG
Molecule: messenger RNA, 669 nt
Organism: Zea mays
Lineage: Eukaryota; Viridiplantae; Streptophyta; Magnoliopsida; Poales; Poaceae
Product: ras-related protein RABA1f
Exons: 3
Molecular function (GO): GTPase activity; GTP binding
Source: RefSeq, a predicted model, not a curated record